UGUUAAAAUAAAAAACUUUUUCCUAUCCCAUCUCUCCAUCCCACGAUUCCUCUCUGACCCGAGCUCCAUGGCCAUGACGCUGCCGCCAUGACCUCCGGUUCGGCCUAGCUCCGGCGCUCUUCUACGUCGUUUCUUGCUGGCCCCAACUCCCCAUGAGUGUUAUCCUCAGAUCCUCCGUCGCCGCGAGGUCCUCCGGGCCCCUGCACGUGCCCCUGCAGCAACCCACCACCACGGGUCACCGGCGCGGCUCCUGCUCCUCCGGUUUUUCGGCCCACUGACCCCGGCGUCUCCGCACGAGCGGCUGCCGCCACUGGCUCAAUUGUGCUGCUCUGCCUCGGCUACCUCGACUCCCACGGAGAUUUUGAUGGUAUGUUCAGUGUUGAGAUCCACCAUAGUGGUUUCUUUUGUGGCAGUGACAUAAACAGAACAUACAUGGACUAUGAGGUUGAUUGGUUUGACAAUUGUCAGACUGACACUUGGUCCUUACUCUGGAUUGAUGACUUUCUUCUGCAGCUGGGCUAUGAUAGACAAGCUUCAAAGAUUGAUGUUUACUGGUGUGAACCAAGAAAGACAGUUAGUGAUGGCCUGAAGCUCUUGACCUGUGAUGCCGACAUUGUUCUUAUGAUUUGUGCAACAUUAGAGCACAAGAACCUACUGCUGAUAGUAGACCAUGGUGAUACCCUGCAGUCAUUAAACAAAGAUGAUGUUCUGACAAAUGGAGUGAAGGAUCCACCUAAGGUUAUUACUACAAAGAGGCAUGGAAAAGAAAAUGUCAGUUAUCCAGAGAAAGAGCAGAGUCCUAGAGAGAAAAUGUCAAGGACAACAAGGAGAUCUAUGUCAUUUGGAGAAGUAUGUAGCUCAAGGAAUGCUAUGGAGGAGGAGAAUAUUAAGGAUGUUAACAAUAGUGAAGAAGAGGGAAAUGAUGAGGAUGCAGGGUCAGAAAUAGAUGAGGAGUUCUAUGAGAGUGACUAUGAAGUUGCAGAAGGUGAUGAUGAUUUGUUUGACGCAAAUAUAGACAAAGAUGUUGAUGAUCACAAAGAGAAGAACAUAUUGCCAGACUUUGAAGAAGAACUUCCAGAAGAUGCUUUGGAGGACAGCCACUUAAAUAUGUCGAAAGAAGAGAAAGAGAAGCUGAAGCACAAAUUCAGUACUUUCAACCCAACAACUGAUCUGAAUGCACCUGUGUUUAAGAUUGGGUUGGUGUUUGCAGAUAUGAAGGAAUUGAGGCAUGCUCUCACUGCAUACAGUGUAAGGAAUAGGGUGAAAGUGAACAAGCUCCGAAAUACUUCAGUAUCACUAGAGGCUGUAUGCAAGCCUGGUUGCACUUGGUACUUGAAGGCAGGUAAAGAUAACAGGUCAAGUAGCAUACAGAUCAAGAAGUAUGUUGACAAUCACACUUACACAAAAGAAUGGGACCUGAGAGUUCUGACUGCUCCUUUUCUUACUAACAAGUUCAGAGAAGAAUUCAGAGACAAUGAAAAAAUGCCUCUGAAGAAAUUUUCAGAUAAGGUGGAGACAGAAUAUAAUUUGGUUCCACACAGGAGUAAGUUGGGAAGAGCUAGGAGAGCAGCAGUGAAUCAAAUAAGGGGAGUAGAUGAUGACCAAUAUAAUACUUUGUGGGACUAUGGUCAGGAGCUUAGAAGGAGCAAUCCAGGAAGCCAGUUCUUCUUGUGCACUAAGGAAGUAUUUGAUGAGAAGACAAAGAAGGUACAAGACCACUUUUCCACAUUGUACUGGUCAUAUGAUGCAUGCAAGAGGGGAUUCCUUAAGGGAUGUAGACCAAUCAUUUUCCUGGAUGGUUGUCACAUUAAAACGAGAUACAAGGGAACAUUACUAAUAGCCGUUGGAAUCGAUCCCAAUGAUUGUAUCUUUCCAGUAGCAUUUGGGUUAUGUGAAGUGGAGUCAACCCAUAGCUGGGAGUGGUUCUUAGCAUCCUUAAAGGAUGACCUGAACAUAAUGAACACCUCACCAUACACCAUUAUGAGUGACAAGCAGAAGGGAUUAAUAAAUGCAGCGAAAAAGGUUUUCCCUCAUUCAGAACAUAGAAACUGUGUUAGGCACAUUUAUCAAAAUUUCCAUAAAGUACACAAGGGAGAGCAGCUCAAGAAUGAUCUAUGGUCUAUAGCAAGGUCCACUAAUGAAGCUGCAUACACCAGGAACAUGGAUCUAAUGAAAGAACACAGCUUGGGUGCCUACACCUGGGUUGAGAAAUUGGAGCCAAGAACAUGGAUCAAAGCAUUCUUUGACCCGUUUUGCAAGUGCGACACAUUACUAAACAAUAUGUCAGAAGUGUUCAAUAGUUACAUUUUGUAUGCGAGGGAAAUGCCAAUUAAGUCAAUGUUGGACCAGAUAAUGUGGAAGCUAACAAACAGGAUUGUUGGUAAGCAGAGAGAGGCAGAGAAAUGGACAGGCAGAUUAUGUCCCAAGAUACAGAAGAAAUUGGACAAGUAUGUGGAGUGGGCAAAGAACUGCAGGGUGCAAGAGUAUGGGCAAGGUGUUUUCAAGGUUUUCUCUUUGAACAACACAUACAUUGUUGACCUGAACAUGCUCUCUUGUGAAUGCAAAAGGUGGGUACUAUCUGGCAUACCUUGCCAUCAUGCAAUUGCAUGUUUUAGGCAUGAGAGAAUUGAGCCAGAGAGCAUGGUCCAUUCAUGCUACACUAUUGAGGAAUAUAAGAAGUGUUAUGGAUUUAAUAUGAUGCCAAUGAGGGACCCACAGCAAUAAGAAAAUGCAUGUCAUUGCUGUUCACCCACCCCUGUACACAAAAGUAAUGGGCAGGCCUAAGAAGAACAGGAAAAAAGAUCCAGAAGAGAAGAAAGACAAGACUGGGGUGAAAAAUUGAGCAAACAUGGUGUGACCAUGCAUUGUUCUGUUUGUGGAGCUGCUGACCAUAACAAGAAGGGGCACCACAAUCAUGUUAAUCAAACAACAACUGAGGAAACAACAAUUGAAGAAGAAUAUGACGACCCAAGCAUAAUUGUUGUACCAUCCUUUGCUUAUAUAUUUUCCCCUCUAAUCUUCAAACUAUACUUAAACAUUGAUACAUUGGCUUUACCUGUUGCAGAACAUCAUGCCACACAGAGUCUACCCUCAGCUCGAUCCAACACAAACCCCUGACUCAAUGGUUUACAAGAUGCAAGAAAUGGAGAAGUUUACAUAUCCAGCACCUAGGGAAUUUGCCCCCCUACCUGAGUCUAGCUUCAUUGCCAAUGCCAGAGACUCAAUUCCUAUGGUUAGAGUUGCAACAGCCAUGUCAAGAGGCAGGGUGAGAAAGACUGCUAAUGAGAAAGUUGCAAGGCCAAGAAAAAAGCAGGCAAGGGAAGGUAAUAUUGCAAUGGGAAGCAAUGUUGCAACAACUGGAAGCAAUGCUCCAACAAGUGGGGCCAAUGCAAGAGGAGAUGGCAAUGCAAGAGGAGGCGCCAAUGCAAGAGGAGGUGGCAAUGCAAGAGGAGGGGCCAAUGCAAGAGGAGGGGCCAAUGCAAGAGGAGGUGGCAAUGCAAGAGGAGGGGCCAAUGCAAGAGGAGGUGGCAAUCCAAGAGGAGCAAGAGCUGCUGCUCCAGGUUUCUUCAACUUGCUAUUUGGACCCGAUGGAUCCACAAUACAUGAACCGCCACUUGUCAUGCAGGGUGAGGAGGAGGUCAUUUUUAGCCAAAAUGCAACAGGAGCUAGCCAGGAUCCUUAUCUCUAUGAUGAAGGUUGGCCUGAUGAUCUGCAUGACCUUUUGUCUUUGUAGUUUACAUUACAUGCAUCUUUAGGUGAAAGUCUGAUGGAGUUCAUGAAUGAAACUUGUUGGUUUGGUGAUGGAGUUCAUGAAUGAACUUGUGGUCUCUAGUUCAGUACUUAUUUAGAAGACGAUGUGAUAACAGUUAUGUCACUUUUGGUUUGGUUUGUACGACUAAGAAACUACUUAUGUUAGUGCCAAAUAUGUCAUUUCAAUUAUGGUCUGUUCCUGUUCA
Molecule: messenger RNA, 3956 nt
Organism: Triticum aestivum (bread wheat)
Lineage: Eukaryota; Viridiplantae; Streptophyta; Magnoliopsida; Poales; Poaceae
Exons: 5
Coding region: 370-2724 (784 amino acids)
Biological process (GO): DNA transposition
Molecular function (GO): zinc ion binding; transposase activity; DNA binding
Source: RefSeq, a predicted model, not a curated record